UCAGUCACGCGUCUGUCCGUGAGCGCGCAACAGGUCUCUGUCAGUGUCAAACGCAGAAGAGCGCAAGGAUUUCUGUCCCUAUAGUAGCCUAUAUGCGUCUCUACAAGUUUACGGAUUUAAAUAUAAAACAAAACGCAUCUUAAAGAGAACAGCUGUGUCGUUUUAUCGUGAUGAGGAGUUAAGGAACUUCUGAAUUUUGGUUUCAUGCCGGGACGGUCCAGUAACGGACGAUGGCAAAGACAUAUCAUGCGCUUUCUCUCGUCGAUAUCCUCUUUACCAUCAACUUGGUUAUAGCGAUAGAGCUCAGGUUUGUGCCUGAUCCUCCAACCUUAAACAUCACUGAGAAGACUCUCAAAAUCAAUGCUUCAGAUACACUGGAGGUCACAUGCAGGGGGCGUCAGAUUCUGGAAUGGUCUACGCCUCACAACCGAACCCGUUCUGAGACCCGGCUCAUCAAAACAGACUGUAGUGGCAAUGGACUGUUCUGUAGCACUUUAACGCUCUCCAAAGCAGUAGCCAAUGAGACUGGAGAGUAUCGCUGCUUCUAUAAAAACCUGCCUAUAGAGGAUGGAAAGACUUCUAUUUCUGUGUAUGUUUUCAUACAAGAUUAUCGUACACCAUUUGUCAGAAUGGCUCAAGAUUAUGAUUUGGUGUUCAUUCGGGAGGGAGAACAGGUGGUCAUUCCCUGUCUGGUAUCUGUGGAGAACCUAAACGUCACACUUUACACAAAGUAUCCAGUAAAAGAACUGGCAACUGAUGGGAAAGACGUAAUUUGGGAUAGCAAGAGGGGCUUCGUCCUGCCUAGUCAUGUGAUCAGCUAUGCUUGGGUGGUCUACUGCCAAACCACUAUUCAAAAUGAGACCUAUCAGUCCUCACCUUACAUUGUGGCUGUCGUAGGAUACAAGAUCCAUGACCUCACCCUGAGUCCGGCUCAUGAGAGGCUAACGGUAGGACAGAGGCUAAUGCUAAACUGCACCGCUCACACCGAACUCAAUGUGGGAAUUGACUUUCAGUGGAUUUUUCCGCAUGAGAAGAGGGGUGUCAACAGCUCAAUACCAAGAUCACGCUAUGAGUCCAGGUCAAACAAGAAGAAGCUGUGGAACUCCUUAGAACUGUCCAAUACUCUCAUUGUAAAGAACGUGACCGUAAAUGACACAGGAGAGUACAUCUGCAUAGCCUCUAGUGGUCAGAUGCAGAAAAUUGCCCGAGCAGCCCUCAUCGUCUAUGAGAAACCAUUUAUAGCGCUCAAUGAUCAGAUGUUUCAGACUGUGGAGGCAACUGCUGGCCAGGAAGAGGCAAAAAUCCUGGUUAAAUAUUAUGCUUAUCCAGAGCCCUCUGUCAAGUGGUAUAAGAAUGAUCAGCUGAUAGUGUGGAAAGAUGAGUACAGGGUGAAGCCCAACAGAGGAUCUCUCACAAUAUAUGGUGUUACAGAGAAGGAUGCUGGGAAUUACACUGUUGUCAUGACAAAUAAGAUUACCAAGGAGGAGCAGAGAAGAACAUUUCAACUAUUGGUUAAUGUUCACCCUAAGAUCUUUGAGAAGGAAGUGCCGUUGGAUCGAGAUGUUCAUAUGUAUGGCAGUAGCCCUACACUCAGAUGCACAGCUAGCGGAGGAUCCAGCCCUGUCACAAUACAGUGGCAGUGGAUGCCGAGAGAGGACUGCCCAGUCCAUAUUCUACCUAAGUCAGACCAAAGUGUGGUGAAUUGUGACAAGUGGAGGGAGAUAUCAAACAACACAGGGAAGAAUCCCAUCAUCAGCCCCACAUCUGUCAUUGGACGCUCUCUUAAGACCAUCAGCACACUGAAGAUCCAGAAAGCAGUUGAUCAUGCCCUCUACAGGUGCAUUGCCUCCAAUAAGAUGGGAGUAGAAGAGCGAGUCAUUGUGUUUCAAGUAGCUCGUUUCCUCAACCUAAGCAUUCUCCCCUCCAGCAGCCCUAUUGAGGGAGAGGAUGUGAUAAUGCGCUGUGUAGCCGAUCGAUUGUUGUAUUCUAACAUGCAAUGGUAUCGGGUAACAAGCACAGCCAACCCUGAUGCCUCUCCUGCAGCCGUGCCCUGUGAUACCCUUAGCCUUUCACCUCUCCACCACACCAAUGUCACCAUAUCAGGCCUGCAGGGCACCAAUGCAACGCUGGACCUACCCAUACCCAAUGCCACAUUGAUGGACCAAGGCUUGUAUGCUUGCCAAGUAGAGAACAUUGGCACCAGUGACAGAACCUGCUUACUUCACAACCUCAGACUCAGAGCUCUUGAGAUGUCCAGAAUUGUGACCAAUCUGACUGCCCAGAGAGUAAAUGUGAGCGACUCUACAUCUCUUGUGUGUGAAGUGUCUGGCACACCAACACCUACUGUAGUUUGGACUAAAGACAACCAGACUGUCACGGAGGGAUCAGGUGUUAUUCUGAAACAGUCAAAUCGUGUCUUAACCAUUCAACGGGUGAAAAAAGAGGACAGUGGUCUUUACAUGUGUACGGCCUGUAACCAGCAGGGCUGUGACUCUCACGAGGCUCGUAUCACUGUAGAUGGUGCAGAAGAAAAGAUGAAUGUGGAAUUGAUCAUGCCUAUUGGUGCUGUGGUCAUCGCCAUGUUCCUCUGGCUCCUCAUCGUCUUCGUUAUCCGUAACAGGAAGCGGCCUAAUGAUGGAGAUCUGAAAACUGGCUACCUGUCAAUCAUUCUAGACUCAGAUGAUAUGCCAAUGGAUGAGCACUGUGAGAGACUGACCUAUGAUGCAAACAAGUGGGAAUUCCCACGUGAUAGACUGAAGCUAGGAGAGCCGCUGGGCAGAGGGGCAUUUGGCCAAGUUGUGGAGGCGACUGCAUAUGGUAUUGAGAAGGCCACCACCUGUACUACAGUAGCAGUGAAGAUGCUCAAGGAGGGCGCUACCACCAGUGAGUGCCGCGCUCUGAUGUCUGAGCUGAAGAUCCUCAUUCAUAUCGGUCACCAUCUCAAUGUGGUUAACCUUCUAGGAGCUUGCACCAAACCAGGAGGACCCUUGAUGGUGAUUGUUGAGUACUGUAAACACGGUAACCUCUCGAGCUAUUUAAAAAGCAAGCGAGGAGAGUACAGUCCCUACAAGAAGCGAAUGCCACGGAUGCCGUGCAGGAGGGAGGUAGAGCAGGAAGAGGAUUUGCAUGAGGGGGAUCUGGGUCUGGGAACAAGCACUCCGCUGGACAUCUGCACCGGCACCACUGUGUGCACCAGGACGGGAGAACCGACCUCCACGGCCCAGCUGCAGGAUGAACAAGAGAGUUCAGAUUGGGAUCACUUGACGAUGAAGGAUCUCAUCAGCUAUAGCUUUCAAGUGGCCAAAGGCAUGGAGUUCCUCGCCUCUCGAAAGUGUAUCCAUCGGGACUUGGCUGCCAGAAACAUCCUACUUUCUGAAAACAGCGUGGUGAAGAUAUGUGACUUUGGGCUGGCCAGAGAUGUUUAUAAAGAUCCUGAUUACGUCCGCAAAGGAGAUGCUCGUCUUCCUCUGAAGUGGAUGGCUCCUGAGACCAUCUUUGACCGCGUGUACACCACACAGAGUGAUGUUUGGUCAUUUGGUGUGCUGCUCUGGGAGAUCUUCUCUCUUGGUGCGUCUCCAUACCCAGGUGUGUGCAUUGAUGAGUCUUUCUGCAGGCGACUAAAGGAGGGAACCAGAAUGAGAGCUCCAGACUACGCCACACCUGAGAUAUACCAGACCAUGCUGGAUUGCUGGCUUGAUCGACCUAAAGACAGGCCAACCUUUAUUCAGUUAGUUGAACAUAUGGGCAAUCUGCUACAAGCUAGUGCUCAACAGGAUGGAAAGGACUACAUCCCAUUGACAAACGGAGAGAUGGAAGAGGAAUCAGGGGCUCCUCACCUCAGUGUGACAUCUAAAAGAGCAUUCUAUGCAGGCAACAAAGAGGCCCAGCUCCACUAUGACAAUUCUCCACCUCUGGGGUUCCCACAGCAGAUAGACAGUCGUGGUGUGCCAAUAAGUAGGACGACUUUUGUGGACAUUCCCCUGGAACACACUCCUGUGAUGAACAGUCACAUGGGCUGUGGAGUGGGCUUAUCACAUGAGCAAAUGAAAGCUUUGGAUCGGCAAGUGCACAGACCACUUAAUUUCAGCCCACUACUGCGAUGCAAGAGUAAGGAGUCUUUAGCUUCUGAAUCGUCCAAUCAGACCAGCGGCUAUCAGUCCGGCUACCACUCUGAUGAUGCAGAAGCCCCAAUAUACGCCAACGAGGAGAUGAUCCUGAAGACAGACAUUCGGAUGAAACCUCCACUGCCCAAGAGAAAUGACAAGUUCAGUGCAGAGGUCCGUUAUAGUGCAGCCCCAGUUUAACAUCUACAGCGCUUCAAACAGUCUUCCUCUUUAUGUUAUUCAGAACUUUAAUGCAAUAGCUCAGCCAAAACUGAGCAUUUCAGUUUCAUAAUUUACUUAUCCCCAAGUUGUUCCAAACCUGUAUGAUUUUCUUUCUUUUUCUGAACAUAAAAGAAGAUACUUUGAAGAAUGUUAACCAAACAGUAGCCAUUGACUUUGAACAAAGUACUACUAUGGAAGUGGCUCCCAGCAACUAUUUGGUUACCAGCAUUCUUUAAAAUAUUCUCAUUGGUGUACAGCCGAAGAUUAAUACAGGUUUGGAUUAAAUG
This is a messenger RNA of Carassius carassius (crucian carp), 4612 nucleotides long. Its product is annotated as vascular endothelial growth factor receptor 2-like. The coding region runs from base 231 to 4304 and encodes 1357 amino acids. Gene Ontology annotation, biological process: positive regulation of kinase activity; angiogenesis; protein phosphorylation. Gene Ontology annotation, cellular component: signaling receptor complex. The record is from RefSeq and is a predicted model, not a curated record. Gene Ontology annotation, molecular function: ATP binding; transmembrane receptor protein tyrosine kinase activity. NCBI's taxonomy places the organism in Eukaryota, Metazoa, Chordata, Actinopteri, Cypriniformes, Cyprinidae. The transcript is spliced from 30 exons.